UGCCGGUGCCGGUGCCGGGGCGGCGAUGGGCGCGGGGCGCGGGGCGGCCCUGGCGCUGCUGUGCGCGGCGGUGCUGGCGCAGGGCCGGCGGCUGAGCCCGGGCGAGCGGCGGGAGGCGCAGCGCGAGGUGCUGGCGGUGCUGGGGCUGCCCGGCCGCCCCCGGCCCCGCGCCGCCCCCCGCGCCGCUGCCCCGCUCUUCAUGCUCGACCUGUACCGGGCGGCGGCCGAGGGGGAGGAGGGCGACGGGGAGGGAGGGGGGUCGGUGCUGGGAACGCGCAGCUCCGCGCCCGGCACCGCCGCCAGCAGAGCCGACACCGUGGUCAGCCUCGUUAACCUCGUCGAGCGGGACCGGGACAUCUUCUCCCCCAAGCCGUACUGGAAGGAGUUCAGGUUCGAUCUGACACAGGCGCCCACGGGUGAGGUGGUGACGGCUGCCGAGUUCCGCAUCUACAAGGCGCGGGGAGUCCCUCGCUAUGCCAACAACACCCUGCACGUCAGCAUCUAUGAGGUUGCCGCCGAGCAUUCCAACAGGGAGUCUGACCUGUUCCUGCUGGAUGUCCAGGACCUGCGUGCCGGGAUGGAAGGCUGGCUGGUGUUUGACGUCACAGCUGCCAGCAGCCACUGGUUAGUGGAUCGGAAAUACAAUCUGGGGCUGCGACUGUACGUGGAGACAGACGAUGGGCUAAGCGUUGACCCGGGCUUGGCGGGGCUGCUGGGGCUGCGGGGGCCCCGCUCCAAGCAGCCCUUCAUGGUGACAUUCUUCCGAGCGAGCCCCGGCCCUGUGCGCGUCACGCGGGCGGCCAAGCCCCCGAGGAGGCGGCAGCCCAAGAAGACCAACGACCUCCCGCAUCCAAACAAGCUGCCGGGAAUUUUUGACGAUGUCCAUGCUGCGGACGGGCGGCAGGUCUGCCAGCGCCAUGAGCUCUACGUCAGCUUUCAGGACCUCGGUUGGCUGGACUGGGUGAUCGCACCCCAAGGUUACUCAGCCUACUACUGCGAGGGGGAGUGCGCCUUCCCCCUGGAUUCCUGCAUGAAUGCUACCAACCACGCCAUCCUGCAGUCCCUGGUCCACCUGAUGAAGCCUGAGGCUGUGCCCAAGGCGUGCUGUGCCCCGACGAAGCUCAGUGCCACCUCCGUCCUCUACUAUGACAGCAACAACAACGUCAUCCUCAAGAAGCACCGCAACAUGGUGGUGAAAUCGUGUGGCUGCCACUGACGGACAGGACCCGUCCCCAUCCCUGAAUGCCCCAUCCCAUCCCCGUCAGAGAAAUGUGACACUGGGUUUCUGCUGCAUGUGUGGAAAAGGAGUUUCAUGGGCUGCAUCCCGGCAAAGGCCAUUAAUAACAAUAAUUAAUAAAAAUAAAUCCCUCCCACCCUUCCUAGAAGUGGGUG
Molecule: messenger RNA, 1392 nt
Organism: Cuculus canorus (common cuckoo)
Lineage: Eukaryota; Metazoa; Chordata; Aves; Cuculiformes; Cuculidae
Product: bone morphogenetic protein 8B
Exons: 7
Coding region: 26-1216 (396 amino acids)
Biological process (GO): SMAD protein signal transduction
Cellular component (GO): extracellular region
Molecular function (GO): growth factor activity; cytokine activity
Source: RefSeq, a predicted model, not a curated record